This is a messenger RNA of Cololabis saira (Pacific saury), 1801 nucleotides long. RefSeq lists its product as uncharacterized. Lineage: Eukaryota; Metazoa; Chordata; Actinopteri; Beloniformes; Belonidae. The record is from RefSeq and is a predicted model, not a curated record. Bases 265 to 990 code for a protein of 241 amino acids. Gene Ontology annotation, molecular function: peroxiredoxin activity. The transcript is spliced from 5 exons.
CCACGCGGAAAAGCAGAAAAUACGUAUUUGACCACAUGACGGGAAAUACACCACUAAUAACACCGCCGAUGUUCUCGUUUUCGAAGAUAACUUAACCAGGAUUUAUUUUUGAGAGACUGGUGUUGGUUGAUUUAGCAGUACAAUUAAUUACAAUUUCACACUUUGUGUGACGUUUAAAAUUAUUCCGAGAAAAUAUCUGGGAACUAUCCGUGUGUGAAUUUAAUAUCCCAUCAGUCUGUUUUUGUUUUUUUUUAGCUGGGUGAUAUGGCGAGUAACGUCGUCUCCAAGUUGUUUCGUCCACCUGCAUUUUCACCGCUUGUGUGUCUCUGGUCCAGGAGCGUGUUGCGGGGAGAGAAAGCUGCAGUGACGGGCAGCAGACGGGCUUUCUGCGAGGCUCCUCCGGAGAAAAUCAGUCGCUAUCCGAUCCCUUACAAGAAAGACCUGCCCUAUGAUAUAGUGGAGCUGAUGGAAGAAGUUAAGUCAAAGGGAGGCUUUUUACCCAAUGUCUUCAAAGUGCUCUCUCACAGGCCGGCAGAGUUCAGGGCCUUCUUCGCCUACUACAAUGAACUCAUGAACAAGGAGACAGGCAGCUUAACCAAGGCAGACCGUGAGCUGAUCGUCGUGGCAACCAGCAUCCACAACAAGUGUCUUUACUGUGUGGUCUCCCACAGUGCACUGCACCGCAUCUAUUCCAAGAAUCCCACUCUCUCUGAUCAGGUCGUUGUUAACUACGAGAAUGCAGACCUCCCACCUCGGGAGCGCGCAAUGCUGGACUUCGCCAUGGCUGUGUGUCGCUCCGACACCAUCACGGAGCAGCAUUUCCAGUCCCUGGAGGACGUUGGCUUCGACCGCGAGGAUGCCUGGGACAUCGCGGCCAUCGCUGCUUUCUUUGCCAUGUCCAACCGGCUCGCCCACCUCACCGACAUGAGGCCCAACCCUGAGUUCUUUAACAUGGGCCGUGUGCCACGGGACAAGAGCAAGGAAAAGUGAGACGCGGUAGAGUGGUGGUACGGAUGGAUUGUCUGCAGGGCAGAAAGUCGUGUGAGGAAUACUGCAGCCAAAACGUUGUUCUUGUUUCCUUCUCUUUGUUCACGUGUGGUGAAAGGAGAGCUGUUUGAUCUGCCAACAAGCAAUGCAGGUUGUCCACAGUCAGGAUGUGCUCAGAUCAUGAUUCAGUUCGGCAGGUUGACCGACCAAAAACCCAUGAAUCAGCUCUUGCUAUUGAUCCUUAGGUAAAUGCCGAACAUCACCCAGGAGUCUCUUUCUGCAGUUUUUCUUGGGUUGUUGAACAUUGUAGCUUUCCUGCUGACUCUUUGCUCUUGAAUGUGUUUCAUUUCUGUUCUGAUGCUAAUGUCACGUGAAAGACUGCCUUUAAAAACUAGUGAGCACUACGCCGAUGGAGAAGCAUGCAUGAGAUGCUACGAUGAUGUGAGAUUAUUUACUGGUGUAUUUUGGAUUUAAAUUUAACUAAUCUUUCCUCUGUUCUGUUGUAGAAGUUGUGUUCAUUUAUUUCCUUUGGCAUUUAUACAUUUAUGUGCUUAAUUUGACCAUUUUCACAGUUUGACUGACAAAAAUCCUUUGUUGUCUUUAGAUGUCAGAUGCUAGAGAUGGUUUAGGUAUUAGAAAUUAAGGUUCAGAAAAUAGUUUUGUGUUAAAGCUAAAACUAUAAAAACAUUUGAGUAAAGUCUGCUGCUUGUUUUUGAGUUUCACCGUGUUACUCUAAUUCACAGUUUAAGUUUAAAUGUCGAUCUGCUUUCUGAAAUCUUAUGUUUGUCUUAUUAAAAUGGAAAUGUGUAUUCAA